Molecule: messenger RNA, 1183 nt
Organism: Benincasa hispida (wax gourd)
Lineage: Eukaryota; Viridiplantae; Streptophyta; Magnoliopsida; Cucurbitales; Cucurbitaceae
Product: ATP-dependent protease La (LON) domain protein
Source: RefSeq, a predicted model, not a curated record
AGAGAAGAAAUGGUAAUGGGUAGGAUGAGGAUAAUGGGUAGCGUGAGUUGUAACGUUCAAAGUGGGAUCUCUGUGAAUCUUGGUGGUUCCUCCACUUUGGUUUGCAAUCGGAGGAGAGUUUCUUCAUUCCUUCCCAGAAGUAGAAGCAGGUUCCCCUUCACUCCUGAACGCCAUUUCACCAGCAACAGAAUAUUUCAUUCGCAAUCGCAACCAGCUCCUCUAUUUUCUGUUUCUUCCGAGAGAAGAUGGAGUAAUUUGUCUGUGUAUGCCACCUCUCUAGACCUUCCGCUGCUUCCCUUUGGCGUCAAUGAAGUGCUUGUUCCGUCGGAGAGUAAAACACUGCACCUGUAUGAAGCCAGAUAUCUAGCUCUAUUGGACGAGUCCUUAUUUAGGAAGAAUAAACUUUUCGUGCAUUUUGUGUUGGAUCCUGUCGCUGUCAGUGACUCAUCAAGGGAAAUAUCGUUUGCAGCCAGACAUGCUUGUUUGGUUUUAAUUGAGAAUGUCGAGAGAUUGCAGGUGGGGGCGUUAGUCACCAUCAGAGGAAUCGGACGCGUCAAAAUUAUUGAGCUCUUGCAAGUUGAUCCUUAUUUGCGAGGUACAAUUUUAUCGGUGAGAGAUAAUAUUGUUCAAGAUGAAUGUGGGUUAAGUUCAAAAGUGAUAGACGUCAAAGACGUUCUUCAUAAUUUGAAUAGUUUGGAGAUCAAACUGAAGGCUCCCAAGGAGGCAUUGUUGCAGACUCAAAUAAUGAACUCACUUACAUGGGCUGAAAAGGGUAUAUAUGUGGACAUUGAUCAAAAUUUUGUACCAUCGUUGGCCGAAAGAGUAUCCUUCGCAGCCUUCCAACCAAUUUCAGGGUCAACUAAAUCUGAAUUACAGAGUUUGCAGCUAAAAAAAAUCAAAGCAAUGGAUAUCAAGAAUACCCUUGAAAGACUAAAUAAAUCGUUGAAAUUAACAACAGAAAAUAUUUCUACAGUGGUAGCCAAACUUGCUAUACAAUCAGUUGAAAUUUAGUACUCUGAAAGCUAUGGAUUGGACAUUCUGAUAAGUGAUAACCAACCCCAAUCGUGAAAGGUUGUGAAGUUGUCAACGUGGGGAGUUGAUUAUAAUGUUGGCCAUACAUGCAAUCAUAAAACAUGUUAUGCUAUUUUAAUUAUUAAAACAAAAAGUGAUCAAUUAAAGGAUA